AUGAUCGAAAAAAAAAAUAUUUAUUUGACAGGGCUUCUUCCUAUACAAAUAAAUUCCAUUGGAUCCGGCAAUGAUAGAUUGGAAGACUCAAAAGAUUCGUUCAAUAUCAAUAGGUUGAUUGUUCCGCUCCUGUCUGGUCCAAAAGAAAAAAAGAUCUCUGAUCGCUCUUUUUUCUCGGACAGAUGGUCCCAACUUCAUCUGGAUUUGAAUCCUACUGAGAAGUCCGCUCAAGAUCUUCAAUUAUUAAAGAAAGAAGAAGAUGUUUCUUUUGUUCUUUGGAGGAAAUUGGAAAAGAAAGAACUAGCCAAUAUAGUCAAGAUAAUCAUGUAUUUACAAAAUAAUGUCUCAAUUCAUCCUAUUUCAUCCGAUGGAGGAUGUGAUAGGAUUGCAAAGGAGAAACUUUUGACAGUUCAAAAUAAUAAUUCAUUCUUGACCAAAAAUCUAGUUUUUGGUUUAUUUCAUCUAUUCCAUGACCAGAAUAGGGGGGGGUACUUGUUACAUCGCAAUUUUCAAUCAGAAGAGAGAUUUCAAGAAAUGGCAAAUCUAUUUAAUCUAUCACUAACUAAGCCGGAUCUGGUCUAUCGUAAUGGAUUCUCUUUUUCUAUUGGGUUUUCUGAACCGGAAUCAAAAAAAAAAUCUUUAUUGGUUCUGCCGCGGCUUUUUGACGAAGCGAAUGAAUCUUUUUAUCCAAAGAUCAUAAAAAAAUGGGUCCAGACCUCUUGUGGGAAUUAUUUUCAAGGUAAUCGAUUCAAUCGCAACUUCGAAUAUGUACUUCAAAGGUAUCAAAAUGAUAUUCUGAAUCAUAGACCUAUAAGGAAACACACGAUCAAUCAACGUUUCUCAAAUUUGAAAAAGAGUCAGAAGAAAUGCUUUGAUCGUCUUAUUUUUAUUUAUCGAACCGAGAGAUCCGUGAAUAAGGAUCCAAAUGCAUAUAAAUACAAAUGGUCCAAGGGGAGCACAAAUUUCCAGGAACAUUUGGACCAUUUCAUUUCUGAGCAGAAUAGUCGUUUUAAAGUAGUGUUCGAUCGAUUACAUAUGAAUGCAUAUUCGAUUGAUUGGGCUGAGGUUAUCGACAAAAAAGAUUUUUCUAAGUCACUUUGUUUCUUUUUGUCCAAGCUUCUUCCCUUUUUGUCUAACUCACUUCCUUUUUUCUUUGUGAGUUUCGGGAGUAUGCCCGUUCAUAGGUCCCAGAGCCAUAUGUAUGAAUUGAAACGUAUGAAUGAUGCACUCGAGAAUCAGUUGUUAGAAUCAAUAGGUCUGCAAACGGUUCAUUUGAAAAAAAGGAAAUCCCCAUUAUUGGAUGACUAUUAUACUUCUCAAAAAUCAAAAUUCUUGAUCAAUGAAGGAACAAUAUUACCAUUUUUGUUCAAUAAGAUACCAAACCAAGACAAUUGGCUGAAUCCUGUGAAAUGUUUUCAUAGAAGUUCAUUGAUUUCCUCUUUUUAUAAAGUAAAUCGACUUCGAUUCUUGAAUAAUCAAUAUAACUUCUCUUUCGAUUGUAACAAAAGAUUCUCUUUUUAUGGGGAAAGGUCCUAUAAUUAUGAUUUUAUGUAUGAACAAUUCCUCAAUGUCUUGUUCAUUCGAAAGAAAAGAUUUUCUUUGUGCGGCGGUAAAAAAACACAUGCUUUUUUGGACAGAGAUACUAUUUCACCAAGCGAGUUAGAGGUCUCUAAGAUAUUGAGACCGAAGAAUUUUCCGCAAAGUGGUGAUGACGGAUAUGACUUGUACAAAUCUUUCCAUUUUUCAACUCGUGUUCCUAGAUCUAUUUACUCGAUCGCGGACAUUUCUGGAACACCUCUAACAGAGGAAGAAAUAGUGAAUUUGGAAAGAACUUCUUGUCAACCUCUUUCCCCUAUUAAUUUAUCUGAUUCAAAAAGGAAGAACUUGCAUCAGUAUCUUGAUUUCGAUUCAAACAUGGGUUUGGGUUUGCUUGACACUCUAUAUUCUGAAAAAUUUAUACCAUCCGCAAAGAGGAAAAAACCUCUAAAAAAAUUCCUUGGAAAAGGGCAGAUGUAUAGAAACUUUCAAAGAAAAAGAAAAAGAAAGAGUAUUUCUUCAAUUCUCUCCAAAUUGAAGCGAUUACGCCCGUAUAUAAUACCGUUGUUCCUUACCUGGACAGGGCACAAAUAUAUCAAUUUCAUAUUUUUAGAUACUCUUUCAGACCUAUUUGCGAUACUAAGGAGGAGUCCUCAAUUUAAAAAAUUUGUAUCUAUUUGGCAGAAUAUUAUGCAUGGAUCCAAGGGAAGUCUUCGGAAAAAACUGUGGGGAAUUCUUCGGAAAAAACUGUGUCUUUCACAACGGAAUCGUAUAAGUGAGAUUUCGAGUAAGUCUUUCCAUAAUUUUCUUGUAGACAUGUACAAAGAUCUUUUUCACACAAAUAAUGAGUCACCAUUCAUAUCGACACAUCUGAGAUCACGAAAUAUUGAGGAGUUCCUGGUUUCAAUCCUUUUACUUCUUCUUGUUACUGGAUAUCUUGUUUAUACACAUCUUUUCUUUGUUUCUCGCUUCUCUAAUGAGUUACAGACAGAGUUCGAACAGGUCAAAUCUUUGAUGAUUCCAUCCUACAUCAUUGAAUUGCGAAAACUUCUGGAUAGGUAUCCUCUAUCAGAACAAAAUUCUUUCUGGUUAAAGGAUAUCUUUGGAGUUGCUCGAGAACAAUUAGGAAAUUUUUUAGAAGAAAGGCGAGGUUGGCCUUCUGGCGGGGACAUCCCAAGGGGUGGUGGUUUCGCUGAUGGGGUCAAAUCCAUACGUUCGAAGAAGAACGGUUUUAAUCUCAUGGAUCUCAUAAGUAUUAUACCAAAUCCCAUCAAUCGAAUCGCGUUUUUGAGAAAUACGAGACAUUUAAGUCAUACAAGUAAAGCAAUCUAUUCAUUGAUAAGGAAAAGAAAAAACAUGAAUAGUAAUUGGAUUGAUGAUAAAAUAGAAUCCUGGAUCUCGACUAGUGAUUUCAUUGCUGAUAAAGAAAGAGAAUUCUUGGUUCAGUUCUCUACCUUAACGACAGAAAAAAGGCUGGAUCAAAUUUUAUUGAGUCUGACUAAUAGUGAUCAGUUAUCAAAGAAUAACUCUGGUUAUCAAAUGAUUGAGCAACCAGGAACAAUUUACUUACGAUAUUUAAUUGACAUUCAUAAAAAGGAUCUGAUGAAUUAUGAGUUCAAUACAUCCUGCUUAGCAGAAAGACGGGUAUUCCUCGCUCAUUAUCAGACAAUCACUUAUUCAGAAAUCCCGUGUGGGGCUAGUUGUUUGGAUUUAUCAUCUCAUGGGAAACCCUUUUCGCUACGCUUAGCCCUAUCCCCUGCUAGGGGUAUUUUAGUGAUAGGUUCGAUAGGAACUGGACGAUCCUAUUUGCUCAAAUAUCUAGCGACAACCACCUAUGUUCCUUUCAUUACAGUAUUUGUAAACAAGUUCCUGGAGAACUUUCCUAAGGGUUUUGAUAGUGAUGAUAGUGAGGACGACAUGUUUGAUGAAAGAGAGGGUACCAUUUACAGUCUUUUACCUAAUAACGAGGGUAGUUGCUAUAAUUCCGAGAAUUAUGAAAGGGAUGAUAGUGACGAUCUCGACCGUAAGCUUGAUAGCCAGUUGAAGUUUCUAAGUAUGGAGGAUCCGGUAUCUAGCGAUCUGAUGGAAAUAGACCGGUUUUAUCUCACGCUUCAAUUCGAAUUAGCAAAAGCAAUGUCUCCUUGCAUAAUUUGGAUUCCAAACAUUCAUGAUCUGGAUAGGAAUGAGUCGAAUGACUUAUCGCUGGGUAUAUUAGUGAACUCUCUUUCCAGCGAUUCGGAAAAAGGUUCUACUAGAAAUAUUCUAGUUAUUGCUUCUACUCAUAUUCCAAAAAAAGUAGACCCUGCUUUAAUAGCUCCGAAUAAAUUAAAUACAUGCAUUAAGAUACGAAGGCUUCUUAUUCCACAACAAAGAAAGCACUUUUUUACUCUUUCAUAUACUAGGGGAUUUCACUUGGAAAAGCAAAUAUUCGAUACUAAUGGAUUGGGGUCUAUAACUCUGGGUUCUAAUGUACGAGAUCUUGUAGCACUUACUAAUGAGGCGCUAUCGAUUAGUAUUAUACAAAAGAAAUCUAUUAUAGACACUAAUAUAAUUAGAUCUGCUCUUCAUAGACAAACUUGGGAUUUUAGAUCUCAGAUAAGAUCGAUUCAGGAUCAUGGGAUCCUUUUUUAUCAGAUAGGGAGGGCUGUUUCACAAAAUCUACUUCUAAGUAAUUGCUCUAUCGAUCCUAUAUCUAUCUAUAUGAAGAAGAAAUCAUGUGCAGAGGGGGAUUCUUAUUUGUACAAAUGGUACUUCCAACUUGGAACAAGCAUGAAGAAAUUAACCAUACUUCUUUAUCUUUUGAGUUGUUCUGCCGGAUCGGUCGCUCAAGAUCUUUGGUCUCUACCCGGACCUAAUGAAACAAAUGAUGGGAUCACUUCUUAUAGACUCCUUGAGAAUGAUUCUGAUCUAGUUCAUGGGCUAUUAGAAAUAGAAGGUGCUCUGCUGGAACCCUCACAGACAGGAAGUCGGUUUGAUAAUGAUGGCGUGACAUUGCUUCUUCGGUCCGAACCAAGAAAUCCCUUAAAUAUGAUUCAAAAUGGGUCUUCUUCUAUCGUUGAUCAGAGAUUUCUCUAUGAAAAAUAUGAAUCGGGGUUCGAAGAAGGGGAAGGAGUCUUCGACCCGCAACCGCUAGAGGAGGAUUUAUUCAAUCACAUACUUUGGGCUCCGAGACUGUGGCGCCCUUGGGGCUUUCUCUUUGACGAAGGGUCCAAUGAAUUGAGAUUUCCCUAUUGGGAAGGGUCAUUUCAGGACAAACCGAUCCUUGAUGAUUAUGAUGAAGAGGGUAAGCUUCAAGAGAAUGAUAAUGAUUCGCAGUUCUUGCAGGAUGGAAUCAUGCAGGACCAGACACGAGCGAGAUUUUCCAACGAACAGGGCUUUUUUCGAAUAAGCCAAUUCAUUUGGGACCCCGCAGAUCCACUGUUUUUGCUAUUCCAAGAGGAUCCUUUUGGAUCUGUAUUUUCACAUCAAGAAUUUUCUCCAGAUGAAGAGAUGUCAAGGAUACUUUUGACUUCCCAAACCCAAAAAAUUGAUUGGAAAUAUCUAAAUAAACCCUGGUUUAGGAAGAAUAUGCAAGAACAGAAUUUCAAAUUGUUGAUUGAUCGCCAGAGAUGGUUUAGAACCAAUAGUUCAGUAUCAAAUGAAUUUUUUCGUUCUAAUACUCUAUACGAGAGUUAUCAAUAUUUAUCAAAUCUGUUCCUAUCUAACGGAACCCUAUUGGCUCAACUCACAAAGACAUUGUUGAGAAAAAAAUGGCUUUUCCCAGACGAGAUGGUUGUGACUAUCUGUUCCAAUAACGAACGAUUGGUUUAA
This is a messenger RNA of Vicia faba (fava bean), 5346 nucleotides long. The record is from the annotation of a GenBank genome assembly. NCBI's taxonomy places the organism in Eukaryota, Viridiplantae, Streptophyta, Magnoliopsida, Fabales, Fabaceae.